UUUUUUUUUAUGUGUAUGUGUUUCUGUCUGUGUCUUCCUUCUAUUCAUUCUUUUUCUCAGGAACACCUUCCUUCACCCUUACUCUCUCUUACUCUUUCUCGACUCCUUCUUGUCUAAACGGCUCAGUAACUCCUUCGUCCCCAUCCACAUCCAUUGACUCAUUCAAAACACACUUUCCACCCUCUUUAUUUUGCAUAUCCCUCAUUUUGGCAUCUUUUUGAAAAAUGGCUUCUACACUCGUCUACACCCCUACAGCUGCUGUCACAACCACAGCUGCCUCCCCUUCCUUCAUCUAUGAUUUUACACCUGAAUCUACUUCUACCACGACUAAUAUACAAUCUAACAUUGUCAAUAAAUCAAAUCGACACUCCGUUCCAAGUUCAAACAUUCUCUGGGAGCAGCAUCAUCAACAACAACAACAGCAACAGCAACAGCAAUUGAUGCAGAAACAGCAACGUUUCCAGGAGAAGCCUUCACAACAGCCAUCUCCCCCUCCUGGCCGUGCAGGAGGUCCUCGCUUGAGCCUUGACACCUCUCAGGAACGCCUUCAAAAAUUCACAGUCAUCAAGCAUGGUGAUCAGACAUGUCUGAAAUUGUUCUCUCCCAACCUAGUCGAGUCCCCUGUUAGCUUCUUGAGUGAGAAACAACUCUUAGAAGACAAGAAGCUUUGGGAGAACGGACCCGACGAGGCCUUCCAGAGAAAGCUCGAGAUGGAGAGACGUGAAGCUUAUCAAGUGCGUUCCAAGCAACAGCUCCGCGGUUUUGUUCUAGGCAUCUGGGUUGGAUGUCUCGUCAGCCUUUUGAUUGUGCAACAAACUGCCGCAAAGGUCUACAUCCCAAGUCAUCUGGCCAGUGUUGAGCAUGCAUAUCCAUUCAGAUAACGGGGGACACCUUAGCGAAUCAGAUGAAUAGGAUCGGCAGCAUGUCAUCGCUUCUCUCAUACCCGAAGGACAGGGGAUGAAGGU
Molecule: messenger RNA, 965 nt
Organism: Lobosporangium transversale
Lineage: Eukaryota; Fungi; Mortierellomycota; Mortierellomycetes; Mortierellales; Mortierellaceae
Exons: 3
Coding region: 225-881 (218 amino acids)
Source: RefSeq, a predicted model, not a curated record